Fusarium mangiferae is the source of this 2697-nucleotide messenger RNA. RefSeq lists its product as uncharacterized. Gene Ontology annotation, molecular function: protein binding. The record is from RefSeq and is a predicted model, not a curated record. The transcript has 2 exons. The coding region runs from base 1 to 2697 and encodes 898 amino acids. NCBI's taxonomy places the organism in Eukaryota, Fungi, Ascomycota, Sordariomycetes, Hypocreales, Nectriaceae.
AUGUCCGGACCAUCGCAUUUGCACCAGGGUGGUUCGGACUUUUCGAGCACAGUCACCGGGCAUAAUGUCGACUUGGGGAAUAAGUCAUUGACUCGCAGAGACACAGCUCAAAUGAUAAAUAACCACAAUUACUAUGGAUAUCCCACAGUCCCGCUGCGAGACCAGGCACAUGAAAAUCGUGGAGAAAAGCGAAAGUGCACCGACAACCAAGAACGAGGUAGCCGCAGUCGGCCACCAAUUGAAACUCUCCUUCAAUCAUUACGGUUCAAUCAGAUCGAUGCUCGGCAUGACAACAUCAGGAAAGCUCACUCGGAAACAUGCAAAUGGAUUCUGAAAAGAGCGGAGUACCUCAACUGGCUGGAUCCCAAUAAGGUCGAUGAACAUCACGGCUUUCUGUGGAUCAAAGGAAAGCCUGGAGCAGGGAAGUCCACUGUGAUGAAAUUCCUUCUCAAUAAUGCCCGCAGAAGAAUGAGAAACAAAACCAUCAUCUAUUUCUUCUUUAAUGCACGGGGAGAACAAUUGGAGAAGUCCACUGCUGGCAUGUACAGGUCACUGUUACGGCAGAUGUUGCAACAACUUCCCAGGCUUUACACUGUGCUCGAACCUGGGCUGGUCUUAGGGAUCAGCGAGAAUCACGAAUGGGGUGUUGAGGCACUAAGAACACUUUUUGAGCAAAUUGUGGAAGGCCUUGGGGAUUCUUCGGUUGUUGCCUUCAUUGAUGCCUUGGACGAAUGUGAUGAGUCAGAAAUUCGCUCCAUGGUGUCAUCAUUCAAGAGUCUAGGCAAGGUGGGCGCUGAGGACGGAGUCAGUUUCCGGGUUUGCUUCGCGAGCAGACACUAUCCUCACAUUACAAUACCAAAGAAGGUUGAGUUAGUUCUGGAAGGGCAAGAGGGACAUGAGCAAGACAUCAUUUCUUAUCUUGACAGCGAGUUGGAGAUUGGAGAAAGCAAACUCGCAAACGAGAUUCGUGCUCAAAUCAAAGAAAAGGCGUCAGGUGUCUUUAUGUGGGUUGUUCUUGUGUCUGGUAUUCUGCAACAAAAGUUUGAUCAAGGACGCAUACAUGACUUAAAAACGACCCUCCAAGAGAUCCCACGAGACCUGUACGAGCUCUUCCGAAAUAUUCUUACUCGAGAUGAUUCCAACAAGGGUGAAAUGCUUUUAUGCAUCCAAUGGGUUCUCUUCGCACGAAAUCCGCUAAAGCCAGAACAGCUUUAUUUUGCGAUCCGCUCACACACAGAGUGCACCACUUGCAAAUGGGACCGAGACGAAAUCACUGAAGCUACCAUUCGUAACUUUAUUCUAAAUUCCUCGAAAGGUCUGGCUGAAGUCAUUCGGACAAGAAUGGAUCCAACAGUUCAGUUCAUUCACGAGUCAGUCAGAGACUUCCUCCUCAAAGACGGUGGCCUCAGAGUUAUCCUGGAUACGAGUGGAGAUAUUGAUGCAGAGAGUCAUGAUAAGUUGAAGAGUUGUUGUUAUAAGUAUACGCAAUCUUACACAGAAGAGAAUGGCUUACCAGAAAGUGACUCUAAGCACCAUCUCUCGGAGACUUGUUUCGCGGCAGACUUUGAGUUUCCCUUUCUGAGGUAUGCCGUACAGAAUACUCUUUAUCAUGCGAAUGCAGCAGAAGAGGGAAAUAUCGGCCAGACCGAAUUCUUCAAAACCUUCCAACUUGCAAACUGGAUUCAACAUAACAAUGUCUUCCAGGAAGGAUAUGUGCGUCGAUAUACAGCUGGCGCAAGCCUUUUAUAUGUCCUGGCCGAGCACAACUUUGGGAGCCUUAUCGAGAGCCACAGAGGAAGCCAGUCAUGCUUUGAUAUCGAAGACGAGCGCUAUGGAGUUCCUAUCCUUGCAGCAAUGGCUACGAGUAGCCGACCGACAAUCUGGAGGCUGCUCAAAAGGGAGACACGCGAACAGCCAACGACAUCACACUUAUACGCCUUGUGCAAUGAAUACGAAAUCGAAAAGAAAAAAAAGUGCAGAAUUGGGCGCAACUUCAAAUUUUACAGACAAAAGGGUCUCAUUUACUAUAUACUACAAGAUGAUGAGCCCAUUGUGGCGUCGAUUGCUAUCGCCUCGUCCAAAGCCCACACACAAUUAAACUUCCGACGUUCUCUCUAUGGCGAGACACUACUGUCAGUUGCCAUGCAGCGGAGUCAUGACGUCUCUUCUACUUUCAGAUUUCUCCUCGAGAACGGACUCGACAUUGAAACUAGAGAUGGGUACGGGCGGACGCCGCUUUGUCUUGCGGCUACAAGUGGGAACACCACUGCUGUAGCUUUCUUACUUGACAAGGGUGCCAAUGUUCAGUAUGAUGAUAUCUCUUUCCAACCACUUAUGCGUGCUGCAAUGUACGGCAAUGAAGAAUGUAUGCGAUUGAUGAUCUCGAGCGGAGCCAGUGUUUCUGCGGCAGAUAGACAGGGUAAGACGGCACUCUUCUACGCCGCAUGCAGCGAAUGGGAGUCCAAAGCGAAGGUGAAUCUAUUGCUUGACCACGGCGCAGAUGUUAAUAGCGCGGAUCACAGUGGCAGGACGCCACUAUCAUAUGCUGCUCAACUUCGUUUCAUCUUUGAUAAGGGUUGUGUCCAACUACUUCUAAACCGAGGAGCAAUUCCUGAUAAAGUUGAUGAGGCUGGGAAGACCGCUCUUUCAUAUGCUGUUGAAGAAAAAACUCGGGACCUCCUAUCCAAUUAUUCUUAG